Messenger RNA from Thalassophryne amazonica, 595 nucleotides. It is a transcript of the gene tex30, whose product is annotated as testis expressed 30. The record is from RefSeq and is a predicted model, not a curated record. Bases 71 to 595 code for a protein of 174 amino acids. NCBI's taxonomy places the organism in Eukaryota, Metazoa, Chordata, Actinopteri, Batrachoidiformes, Batrachoididae. The transcript has 5 exons.
GACCACUCCCGGGCACCAGGGGGCAGUCGUUUGUAAUCUUGCCGCGGUUGUUGGACUUAGAAGAAGCAUCAUGGACUUUGAGGAGGACAGAGUAAAGAUCCCCUUUGGCACAAAACACUUGGAUGCAGCCUUGUAUGUCCCUUCUGUAUCAGUGGACACUGUCCACACAGCUGUUGUCCUCACGCAUGGUGCUGGUGGAGACAUGAACUUCAGACAUCUUAUGUCUCUUUCACACACUUUGGCCUCAAAUGGCUUCAUUUGUCUUCGUUUUACAUUCAAAGGCUUAAACCUGGUGAAGGCUUAUCGUGCUGUGUGGGAUUUUUUGAAAUUGCAACAGAAGUUCUCUUUAACUCACAUUUUUGUUGGAGGCCGGUCAAUGGGAAGCCGUGCUGCGGUGGCUCUGGCCAGACAGCUGAGUGAUGAAAAUGAGGGUGCUGUGCAGGGUGUCCUCUGCCUGUCGUUCUCGCUGCACCUUCCAGCACAGAAACCAGCCCAUCAGAAAAGGAGUGAGGACCUCAGAAGACUGCCUGAAUACACACCUGUGCUGUUUGUAUCAGGCACUGAAGACAACAUGUGUGACAAGUUUAAUCAAUGA